AUCCUCCUCACACAACUGAACUUCCUUUCCUUGUUUGGUUGAUCAUCAUGAGUCGCCAAUUCUCUUGUGGAUCUCGUGGAGGAGGAGGAGGAGGAGGUGCAAGUUGGGGUUUCAGUGGGAGCUCCGUAAAAGGAGGAAGCCGGGGUUUCAGUGGGUCCUGCUCAAGAGGAGGGAGUCGAGGCUUCAGUUCAGGCUCUGCAGUAGUCUCCAGUGGGAGCCGAAGAUCUGCCAGCAGUUCCUCCUGCUUGAUGCGCCAUGGUGGAGGUGGUAGCAGCCAAAGUCUUAUUGGUCUCGGAGGAAACAAGAGCAUCUCCAUGAGUGUCGCUGGAAGAGGCAGUGGCUUUUGUGGCAGAGGUGGCAGCUUUGGUGGAGGCAGUAGCUUUGGCGGAGGAGGUUUUGGCGGAGGAGGUUUUGGCGGAAGAAGCUUUGGCGGAGGUAGCGGUUUUGGCGGAGGCGGUUUUGGCGGAGGCAGCGGUUUUGGCGGAGGAGGCUUUGGAGGAGGCAGCGGUUUUGGAGGAGGCCGCUUUGGACCAGGUGGUGGUUUCGGUGGCCCUGGUGGAUCUGGUGGCUUUGGCCCUGGAGGAUAUCCUGGAGGUGGUAUUCAUGAAGUUACUGUCAACCCAAAUCUUCUGGAGCCUCUUAAUGUAAAAAUUGAUCCAGAGUUCCAGAAUGUCAAAUCAGAGGAGCGGGAGCAGAUUAAGAAACUCAACAACAAAUUUGCUAGCUUCAUAGACAAGGUUCGUUUCCUGGAGCAGCAGAACCAGGUGUUGACAACUAAAUGGGAGAUGCUCCAGCAAAUCGAUGUCAGUUCCCGCUCACCCAACCUAGAGCCCUUAUUUGAGAUGUACAUCAGCAGCUUGAAGCAGAAAGUAGACGGUCUCACAGCAGAAAAAUCAAAGCAAGAUUCAGAGCUGAACAACAUGCAGGAUCUUGUUGAAGAUUUUAAGAAAAAGUAUGAGGAUGAGAUCAACAAACGCAAUUCCUGUGAGAAUGACUUUGUGACAAUCAAGAAGGAUGUCGACAGUGCCUAUACGAAGAAGGUGGAGCUGGAAAGCCUAGUGAAUGUGUUGAAAGAAGAACUUGAAUUCCUGACGGUCUUAUAUGAAGCGGAGAUGUCCCAGAUGCAACAAUGCAUCACUGACACCAAUGUGAUCCUGUCCAUGGACAACAAUCGCAGCUUGGACCUGGAAGGCAUUAUCAAGGAGGUCCAAUCCCAGUAUGAAGAAAUUGCACAGAGGAGCAAGACGGAGGCUGAAACCCUAUAUCAUAGCAAAUAUGAAGAGCUCCAGAUCACUGCAGGGAAACAUGGAGAGAGUCUGAAGGAAAUCAAGAUGGAGAUUAGUGAGCUGAACCGCAUGAUCCAGAGGCUGCAAGGAGAAAUUGCCCACGUGAAAAAGCAGUGCCGUACUAUCCAAGACUCCAUUGCUGAUGCAGAGCAGCGGGGGGAGCAUGCUCUCAAAGAUGCCAGGCACAAGAUGGAAGAACUGGAGGAAGCUCUCCAGCAUACCAAGGAGGAGCUGGUCCGCCUGUUGAGGGACUACCAGGAGCUGAUGAAUGUCAAAAUCGCCUUGGAUUUGGAGAUUGCCACUUACAAGAAACUGCUGGAAGGAGAAGAGAAUAGAAUUUCUGGAGAAGUUCCCAACAAUGUGUCUAUAUCUAUAAGUAGCAGCACCAUCUCAUCCAGUGUGGCAUCCAAGGCUGGUUUUAGAGGUUCUGGAGGAGGAGGCGGAGGCGGAGGACAUGGUUCUGGAGGCAGAGGGUCCAGUUCUGGAGGAGGAGGAGGAUAUGGCUCUGGAGGCAGGGGUUCUAGUUCUGGAGGAGGAGGAGGAGGAUAUGGCUCUGGAGGCAGGGGUUCUAGUUCUGGAGGAGGUGGAGGAGGAUAUGGCUCUGGAGGCAGGGGUUCUAGCUCUGGAGGAGGUGGAGGAGGAUAUGGCUCUGGAGGGAGAGGUUCUAGCUCUGGAGGAGGAGGAGGAGGAGGGUACAGCUCUGGAAGCAGGGGAUCUGGCUCUGGUGGAGGCAGUUCUGGAGGCAGGGGUUCUAGCUCAGGAGGUGGCAGUGGAGGAGGAGGAGGAAGCUAUGGCUCUGGAGGUCAAGGGUCCAGUUCUGGGAGUCGAGGCUCAGGCUCCAGAGGUGGAGGCAGUGGAGGAUCUGGAGGAGGCCAGGGAGAAGAGGAGAGCUGUGGCUCCAGUGUGUCAUUCUCAUUCAGAUAAAGCUGUUCCCCCAAUGCCUCCCUGCUCUGAAUGUAAAAACAAGCCUUUCCCUGUUCUAUUUGUUGACAGUGUUUCAAACCACGUCAACCAUCCCAUUUCAGGGGGAAAAGAGAUGCUCAAGCCUAUUUUCAGAAAGCUCUCACCAUUACUGCCCCUCAGAGCUAUUUGUAGCUCUUCUCCAUUAGGGGAAACUGUGCUGGGGCUCAGAGGACUGUAGCAUCUUUCCUGCUCCCAUUUUUUUCAGUGCUCCCUUCUGAUAGACACUUUAGAAUUUCUAUUUCCUUGCAUGCAGCAAAAAAAGGAAAAAAAAAGUCAUAUUCCUUGUAUGUACAUAAUUUCUCUUGCUGAAUCAGCUGCCUAAAAUGUUACUCUGCCCCCACCCAGGUCUAUAAAAUAAACUUCAUUUGCAAUUCA
Molecule: messenger RNA, 2624 nt
Organism: Antechinus flavipes (yellow-footed antechinus)
Lineage: Eukaryota; Metazoa; Chordata; Mammalia; Dasyuromorphia; Dasyuridae
Gene: KRT2
Product: keratin 2
Exons: 9
Coding region: 48-2210 (720 amino acids)
Biological process (GO): keratinization; intermediate filament organization
Cellular component (GO): keratin filament
Molecular function (GO): structural constituent of skin epidermis
Source: RefSeq, a predicted model, not a curated record